Molecule: messenger RNA, 1357 nt
Organism: Colletotrichum phormii
Lineage: Eukaryota; Fungi; Ascomycota; Sordariomycetes; Glomerellales; Glomerellaceae
Product: putative short-chain dehydrogenases/reductase
Exons: 3
Coding region: 264-1163 (299 amino acids)
Biological process (GO): phosphatidic acid biosynthetic process; triglyceride catabolic process
Cellular component (GO): lipid droplet; endoplasmic reticulum
Molecular function (GO): triacylglycerol lipase activity; acylglycerone-phosphate reductase (NADP+) activity
Source: RefSeq, a predicted model, not a curated record
CGUUGGAUUUGAUGCACACAGCCUGAGAUAUGUCAUCAUGGCAAGAGUUUGACUGACAUUUUGGACAAUGGCUUGAUGAAAGGCAGGAUUUGGGUGCCAUUGCAUUCCAAGUUACAGCUAUCGCGUAGUUACUUAAGUCGUACGGGAUUUCCACGUCAAGAUUACGUGGUUGGACAACUCAUUCAACUCAUUCAACCCAUCCAGCUUCUUCAGUCUCCCAAGUAUCUCACCAUUCAGCCAACUUCCAUCCUCACCUUGUAGUCAUGUCGUCACCUAACAAGCGAACAAUCCUCAUCACAGGAUGCUCUCAGGGGGGUGUCGGUAACACGCUGGCGCUCGCAUUCGCAGCCCAGGGCCUGCGCGUAUUUGCAACUGCUCGCUCCCUCAAGUCGGUGGCGAAUCUCACAGAAAAGGGCAUCGAAACACUCACGCUCGACGUGACGAGCUCGGAGAGCAUCGCAACAGUGAAGGAGGAGAUUGAAAGGCGUACAGGCGGUACCCUUGACAUUCUGUACAACAAUGCGGGUGCUCUCUACGAAGCACCAGCAGUAGAAGCAGACUCCCACCGCACCCGCCAAAUGUUCGACGCCAACGUCUUCGGCCUCUUCGACAUGGUAACAGCCUUCACCCCGCUCCUCCUCGCCGCCGUCUCCACCUCCUCCUCCCAACCGACAAUCGUCAACGUCGCCUCCGUCCUCGCCCGCCUCCCAGGCCCCUUCACAUCAGGCUACAACGCCACAAAGGCCGCCGUCGCAGCCUACUCCGACACCCUCCGCCUCGAGGUCGCGCCCCUCGGCCUCCGCGUCCUGACGGUCUACAUGGGCGAGGUCGCCACGUCCAUCAUCCAGGCCAACAACAUCGCCUUUGACCGGGACAGCCUGUACGUCGACGCCGAGGAUAAAUUGCGGGAGCGCAGCGCCACGCACGAGAAGACGACGAUGAAGCCCGACGAGUUUGCGCGGCAGGUCGUGCCCCUUGUGCUGAAGAAUGGCGGGAGCCCGUAUGUCUGGAAGGGCACGAACGCGUGGCUUGUGUGGUUUUUGAAUGCGUUUGGGCCGAGGACGGUGUUUGAUGGGACUAUGAAUGGGACGUCUGGGUUGGGUGAUGCGGUGAUUAAGAAGAAGAUUUUUGAGAGGGGGCAGGAGAAGGUCAAGAAGGCCUAGGUUCCGGUUUUCCAGAGUUGGUAUGAGUCGAUGAUUGGGCGGGGUGAUGUUGGUGGUCUAGAGCGACAUUCUGAUUUCCUGUGGCGCGUUUUUGAUUUUGAUUUUGCUUGUUAACCUUUUCCUGAGAUGAGCCGCAACAGGAAUUAGAGUAGAACUACCUAUCAGCACUUAAUCCAAUUUUCCCGUUUGUCGAG